CUUCGACCAGUCGUGAAAGGUUUGAAAUUUGAAAAAUGCAAACCUAUAAUAACAGGGAAUAAUCACGAGUCAGGGACACAUAAUAAAUGGGUUUAGUCGGUAAAAGAACAUUGAACGGGUUCCACCGGUAGCCGGUGAAAGUGGUCUAAAUUUCCCGGCAACGUGCACAACCGCCGCUAUUAAUCGCAUGUUUCGUCCUAAUUUUUCCUUUGAUGAUGAUUAUUUGCUUUUCUCUCUUUUUUAAAUAUAAAAACCGAUCCUCUUCCUCUUCCAUUGCAACAAAUAAAAAGAAAAAAAAGGAAGCAACUUUUUUCUCUCAAAAACCUCUCCUUUUUUUUCUAAGAAGCUGCGUCAUCUGUACGAAUCCAUUCCUCCUCCGACGAUCAGUCUCCUCCUUCCUCCAUCGCCGCGCGCGCGCUCUGUGGUUGAAGCUUUGUGUAAUCAGCCAUGGGGCACAGACAUUUUCCUGGUUCAUCCCAAUUUUUUGAUGAUGAUGAACAUGAUCAAGGCUGGAAUCAUAUACACCCAGAGCAUCCAUAUACGAGUCUAGGUUAAGAAGUUCCAUGUGGUUCUCCCUCAUGGGUAGAUUCGGCUUCACUAGAAAGAUCUGGGACCAGUGAGAACAACAGACCGCAUGCUUAUCUAGCAGAAAACUUGUUGAGUGAAGGAGUGCCAGUUUCUUCACAUUGGAACUCUUCUAUAGGACCAAGUGCCUACACUGCUCCAGUUCAUGGUGUGGAGAGGCCACACUACAAUCCAGGCACUUCGGGCCCAUCCCAUGUUCCUUUCAUGAGCUCAGCAGUUGCGACUUUCUCUGCUCCGCAUGAAACUUAUGUGACAUCUGCAUCUUCUUCGAACUGCAACAGCCAUACAUGGUCAAAUGAUAGCUAUUCUGAUCUACCUAUGGAAAAUAUGAGAGGAUCACUGAAGCGGAAAGCCCCAUAUGAUUCUUCCAUCUAUGAAAUGGGUAGCUCAAGCCAGUACCACGGUGACAUAGCUUCCUCAGACAUGCAUUUCCCCUCGGAGUUGCACAUGGGAAAAUCAAUAACUCAUGAUCAUGAUCCUCAUUACAUGCCGUGGCUCAUGGACCCAACUCACAGAAGUAAUAAUCUCUCUAUCCGAGGAGAGAGUUCUUCAAGGAAUGUCCGGAGCCGUCCUACACUUGAUUUAGAGACGGGCCUUGAUUCACAUCCUACACACCACAAUGUUGAGCAUCCUAGUUCAGGUCAGUUUCCUGGUCAGGCAUCUCACAGAGAUAAGGAGUGGAACUAUCCUAGACUCUCUCCAGUUCCUGGAGGUAUAAAUGGCUUUAGUCCAGAGACAAGUAAUUUUCUUCCUGCGAGAAGUGUUGUCAACAACACAUCUGGUGAUACCUCUGGCUAUCACCAGGGGAUAACCGGAAACAGAAACUCUGCAGCUUCACACUGUUUCCCUGGAACUUCAACGCAAUCUGCAAGCAGCUCCCGCUUCUCUCAUAGGUCAACACCUACCUAUAGAGCUUCAUCAAACGGUUUGCGGUUGGGACAUGUAGCAUCUUCUUCUUCAGACAGGUCUCAUUUUGUUAAUGAGACAUACCCUUCUAGGCAUCUAAGGCCACCACCACACAUUUCAUGGCGUAGCAGUGGUCGUCCAGGGAGACGCAGGAGUUCUUAUGAGAGGUUUCAGCCUCCUUUCGAUGAAGCUGCUCUCCAUGAACGGUUUUCAUCUCAGGGAUUUAUGGUUGUAGAUCACCAUCUGCAGCAUGGAUCCAGAAAUAUGCUUGAUCACCACAGAGACAUGAGGCUGGACAUAGAUGACAUGACCUACGAGGAGCUUCUUGCGCUGGGAGAAAGGAUUGGGAGUGUCAACACUGGUCUAUCCAACAACGCAAUCUCCAGUUGCUUGUCAGAGACCGCAUAUUACCCUUUGUAUCAAACGGAUGAGCAAAGAAAAUGUGCAAUCUGCCUGGAGGAGUACGUGGAAGGAGAAGAGUUAGGAGAGCUUAAAGGGUGUGGUCAUGACUACCAUGGUGGGUGCAUCAAGAAAUGGCUGUCUAUGAAGAACUCUUGCCCUAUUUGCAAAGCCCCUGCUAUACCAGAUGCUUCUUCUAAGAACCCAUAAUAAACUGUAUUUAGAUUAUUAGUUUACCUCCUUUACUUUAUGGUUAUAUUUUCUGUGUGCAUGUUUUUUUUUUUAAAGAAAAACAAAAACAUAAGUUGUCAUAGUGACGGUUGUAAAUAGAAGGGAAAUCUUCUUUAUGACAAAGAGGUGAUCCUUGACUUUCCCCUGAGGAUUGGUAAGCUCUUCUCCAGUUCUGUAAGUCACAUC
Brassica rapa (field mustard) is the source of this 2307-nucleotide messenger RNA. RefSeq names its product E3 ubiquitin-protein ligase MBR2. The record is from RefSeq and is a predicted model, not a curated record. NCBI's taxonomy places the organism in Eukaryota, Viridiplantae, Streptophyta, Magnoliopsida, Brassicales, Brassicaceae. Gene Ontology annotation, molecular function: ubiquitin protein ligase activity; zinc ion binding.